Molecule: messenger RNA, 1221 nt
Organism: Mycetomoellerius zeteki
Lineage: Eukaryota; Metazoa; Arthropoda; Insecta; Hymenoptera; Formicidae
Product: major royal jelly protein 1
Exons: 7
Coding region: 1-1200 (399 amino acids)
Cellular component (GO): extracellular region
Source: RefSeq, a predicted model, not a curated record
AUGAAACGUUUUUUGCUUGCUAUAUCACUUUUGUCGAUGACAAUUAUGAGUUUCGGCAAAGUGCUUCUCAAAUACGAAUGGAAAUACCUAGAUAUUCUCUGGGACAAUCCACGACAAAAAGAAGAAGCGAUAAACCUCGGCAAAUACGAUCCUAAUUUAGCUUAUUUAUACGACAUAGAUAGGGCGAAUGAUGGUAGAGUAUUUAUUACUGCGAUGAGAGACAAAGGCAUACCAGUUAGUGUGCUGACCGUAACUGAAAAACAAGGAGAAGGUGGGCUACUUCUGCGUCCAUAUCCAGAUUGGUCUUGGUAUAAAGAUGAUUGUAAAGGUAUUACAGGCGGUAUUUAUCAAAUACAAAUUAAAUGCAAUCAUCUAUUCGUUGUGGAUGAGGGCAGAAUUGGGGACGAACAAUUAUGCUUACCACAGCUACUGAUCUUUGAUUUAUCAACUGAUAAAUUGGUUAAACGUGUUACUAUUCCAUUUGACAUUGCUCAUAAUAAAAUUGGCAUCGGAUUGUUGGCUUCAAUUGCUGUUUUUGCCCCGAUUUGUCAAAAUGUGAAGGAUAAUGCGAUUGUAUUCAUAGGAGAUGUGGAAGGUGGUGGCAUAGUAGUAUAUAACGGAUAUACUUCAAAAUUAUGCAGAAUCGAUUCUGAUUUCAUGAAGUCAACUAAUGAAGAUAUCGUGUUAGCAAAUCACCGAUAUCCUAAUAGGGACACUAUCUACGGUAUAACAAUUAUUGGUGAAGAUUUAUACUAUGUUCCUUUCGCGGGAAACAAAAUGUAUAAGACAAAAAUGUCGAACUUAAUAGAAUGUUCGCCAAAGGAUAUUAAUGAAGCUAAUAAAGAAACUAAAUUGGCGGGCGCAUUAGGAGGCCAAACAGUUGCGAUAACAUCUGACAGAUGUGGAAUAUUUUUCAGUGAUAUUACAAAAACGUCUAUUAUGUGCGCGGACGCAACUAAGGAAAUUAAUUCCAAAAACAAGGCGCUCGUUGCAUAUGAUCCAAAAAUGGAAUUUGUAAGCGGGAUGAAGAUUAGAAACGGCGAAUUAUUGGUCUUAUCAAAUAAAUAUCAUUUACAUAUCUAUAAUGUAUACUUUAAUAAUAAUACAUUUAAUAGCAACGAAGUAAACUUCCGUGUUCUCUCAAUUCCUAUUGCAGAGAUACAAAAGAAUACAAAAUGCUUUUCUUCUUGCACCUACUAAGGAAAUAAAUUUGUGGAUUUA